GCUAGGUGCUGAGGUUGUUUCUGCCGAUUCGUUGCUAUGACAUCAUUAGUAUAAUCUAACUUGACUUGAUCUUUCUGUUUUGACAAAAAAAAGAGGGUUUUCACCUUUAAAACAAACCUAGACUGUAUAAAACACCAGAUGAAAGAAAAUUGACACUUGAAAAAUCAAAAACUGCUGAGAAACAGUACACAUUUUUAACAGAGAUUAAUUCUAUUACGUCAUUUGAGCUCUCACUGAAUAUUGGGAAAACCCGUGACUAGAGGCUUUUGGCACAACCUUGGUACAACCCUUUCCAGAUAUUUUAUUGGAAUACGAAUUAAAUUGAAAUAAUUCAAGUGGGUAUAAGAUUGUAGGUAUACUGUGGAUGGUUUUCAUAUCAUAUCGUAUUUGUUUGGUAUUCCACGGACAGUUCAUAGAGUAUCAACAAGGAAUACUAAUAACUAGGAAAUUGGCAUUGUAAGGACGAUCACUGUCUAGCAAAGCGCGGCGCCGGACGGAGUGACGGACCGCCAUGUCGUCGGGUCGGCCCAUCAAGUGUGUCGUGGUCGGGGACGGCACCGUCGGAAAGACGUGCAUGCUGAUCUCCUACACCACCGACAGCUUCCCCGGAGAAUAUGUGCCCACCGUCUUCGACAACUACUCGGCGCCGAUGGUCUGUGACGGCAUCCCGGUCAGCCUGGGCCUGUGGGACACGGCCGGCCAGGAGGACUACGACCGGCUCCGGCCGCUCUCCUACCCUCAGACGGACGUCUUCCUGAUCUGCUUCUCGGUGGUGAGUCCGGCCUCGUUCGACAACGUCACCAUCAAGUGGUGUCCCGAGAUCAAGCACCACUGCCCCGAGGCGCCCGUCCUGCUUGUCGGCACCAAGACGGAUCUGCGCGAAGACAAGGAGACACUGCAGCAGCUCUCAGAGACGGGCAUGUCGCCCGUGAAACGCGAGCACGGACAGAAGCUGGCCAAUAAGAUUCGCGCCGUCAAAUACAUGGAGUGCUCGGCAUUGACGCAGCGAGGGCUCAAACAGGUGUUUGACGAGGCGGUGCGGGCCGUCCUGCGACCGGAGCCGCUCCGGAGGCACCAGCGCAAGUGUGUCGUCAUGUAGCCGCCUCAUCCACCGCGCCCCCCGCGCCCCGCGCCGCCGCGGCCGUACCGCCGACCCGGCCACCUCUGCUGAGCCGCGGCGGGCACUGGGCGCUUCCUUCAGCUGUCUCCCGGCUACCUCCCCUCGCCGAGUUGCGGCGGUCGGCGGGGUCUCUUCCACGCACAGGAGGCGGCCGAUCAGGCUGUCUCCGUCUCUCAGCGGACGGCCGGGACUGACGAGGCCGCCCGUCGCCGACGGCCGGCCGGCGCGUUUUCAGGGCGGUGGAGCCUCGCGUGACUUCGUGUGCGCUCUGUCUGCCCGUCUGCCGGCGCCCCGCCCCUCGGUGGGCCGGCAGGGCAGAGGGAGCGCGCGGCGCCACCAAUACUCAGUGCUAGUCGGCCGGCGGGCCCCUGUCUCCGCGACGCAUAUCCGGACUAACUAACCACUAACGAGAGGCCGGCCAGCCGAAAGUCUUUCCGCGCCCGGCCGCGCUGCCGUCUGGCCGUCCGCGCCGCACCUCUUUGCGGACGACCCGCCUCCGCGCGGGGCGGGCGGAAUCUCCGAUCAGCUGCUAUCGCGGGAGCCUGAGUGUCAGAACGCGCGCGAGUUCAGGUCGGAGUGAGUGACGGACAUAUCUGAGGUUGCGUCGAAACUUUGGCGCGCCGUCCGCCGCGUGAACUGUGCGUCCGAGUGGGUGUUAGCGUGUGCUGUAGUGAGCCUGAGCCUAUCGGUGUGUGAGAUGGGUGCCGCGAGAGUUACCAGAGUGCUGGCGGGCGCUUUAACGGUCCGCUGGCACCGCCCCGGGAGCCGCCUGGCGGCGAGGGGCGCCGACGGACCGAGCCGACCGCCCGGCGUAGUGGAGGAACGGGAAGUGGAGAGGUCUGGCGGACCCCGCGACACUCCGUCAAUGGAGCGUGUUACCGAGAGACUCGACACUCGGUAUAGCAGCGCGAUCGGUCUGCUUCGGUAGGGGAUUCGAGCGCAGCGUGCUUCCCGGUAGCUGGCCGUUCUCUUGGCCCUUGUUGCGUGUUGACCCGUUCACAGUCAGAGCGAGGGAGUGGAGCGGCGCCCGGUUGUGUCAGCUGUUCUGAUUUGAUGCGGAGACCCUGGCGGCGACCGCUACCACCGCUGACACAUGGACGACAGCAGUGUAAGCUCUACAUGGAGAGAAUGGGUGACGCCUUGACGUCGAGCGCUCGCGUGUGCGUGUGUGUUGCGUGUGUGCUGACCCUCUGUGACGCAGCCGAGCGAGGCGAAUCGACUGGGCCUGGCAUGAUCUGUCUGUGAGCAGGGGUCGCGGCGCGCUGGGCAGUCUAACGGGCAUCUCUGCUGGGGCAUUGUUGUAUUGUUGGUGGCUUGUGCCGCCGCCGCCGCCGCCUCUUCUGACGAUGGCUCGGACCAGCUCCAUAGAGAGACUCCGAGACAGGCUCUUCCCGCGGCGUUUUGAGACGUUUCUACGCACGAGCGACCGCUGAAUGUCGGUGGUACUAUUAUUUAAUACCAUUUUGUUUACCCA
Molecule: messenger RNA, 2594 nt
Organism: Amphibalanus amphitrite
Lineage: Eukaryota; Metazoa; Arthropoda; Thecostraca; Balanomorpha; Balanidae
Gene: Mtl
Product: ras-related C3 botulinum toxin substrate 1-like
Exons: 6
Coding region: 512-1099 (195 amino acids)
Biological process (GO): small GTPase-mediated signal transduction
Molecular function (GO): GTPase activity; GTP binding
Source: RefSeq, a predicted model, not a curated record